UCUUUUAAAAACAGUGAGCGGGGGAGUAAAUUCUGUGAGAGGAAAGCGGCGGACAUUGAUAGUAAUUUUUUUUAACGUACACUAUUAAAAACAACAUUACGCUAUUGUGGAAAUGUUGCCUAUUGCGGGCAGCUAAAAACCUGUUUAUCUACCGUACGCACAAAAAACAUUUUUAAAGACGUCGACCUUCAACUGUCGUCAUGAAGUGUUUAAAGGUGGACGAAUACAUCAAGCGGACUGCUUCCGUGAGAGAAACGGAGCUUUUAUUCCACGAACUCGAGAAUUAUGUAAAGGGUAAGCCCGGGCUUCAGGGUCGCACACUGUGUGACCGGAUCAUCAGAGCUUGUAACCAUCAACUUGGAGUUGGAGGCCUUGACUUGGAGCACAUCGGUCAGUUGGUGAAACUGAUGGAGCUUUCUCUUCAUGGCUAUGACAUCUUUGCAGCACUUGUGCCUCAGAGCAACCCCUUAUACAUGGAAAAGAUUGUUUUCCAUAUUGUCAAAAAGCUAAGCAGCAUAGAAGUUCACACUCUGUGCAGCCACAUAGCUGGACUACUUUACAGUCGUCUUUCUAAAGCCCAACAGGAUGAAGAAGACUACUGUGUUCUUGUGAGGAGCUGUUUUUCCGUGCUGUGGAACGGACUAUCUGCUGCCAAAGACAAGAAAAUCUUAAAUCCUCAAGACAGACUGCGCUGCCAGAUGCAGGCUUUGAGCUUUCUUUUGCUUUUGGACACUGAAAAUGCAACUCCAUCUCUGCCUAAAGCUGUCGUAUACAUUGAAGAUAUCAUCACUGAAUUUGAGAGUAGCUGUGGAGUGAUGACAAAGGAGGAUACCUCCCUUCUUCUACAGGAAAUGAACACACUUUUUAACACAUGUUGGACUGGUGAUCAAGACUCUGACAGGGAUGGCUCAAAGCAGCGUGCAGCAUCACGUUUUUACGUGCUUUCUGAAAUGGUGCUGAUUAUAUUGAAGGUGCUGUGUAAGGCUGGCCACCACAGGCUGGCCUCCUCCUUCCUGAGUGAAAUUGAGAGAAAGGCCUCAGAGUUUCUUAGCUGUCAGUGUACAGCAGUGGUGCUUGCCAAAUGGGGAGUAAUGAUUCAUUCAACAGUGAAAGCAGGUGAUGAUGCUCGCCAGGCUUUAACAGAGUGUGCUAGGGCCGUGAGAUCAGUCUCUGGUAACCUGGGUGACAGAGAAGGUCAUGCAUUUCUGGAAGGGUGCAGCUUUGUUGUGUGGGCUGUCGACAGUGGGUAUGACAAGGGUUUAAGUGGACCGGUGCUACUGGCUUUGUUUUCUUUUUUUGAGGAACACCAAGAGUGCGUAAUGAGGAUACUAAACAAGAACUUGUCAUGCCAGGCUGAGUGCAGCAGACUACAGAAGUCGCUUUGCUUCAGUAUUUACAAAGGCUUUGAGUUUGCCUACGAGAGCAUGCUUGCAUCUGAGUUUUUGCAGGAAGUUGAGUUCUUGACGUCUUCGAUAGGUCAGCUCAAAGUUGUCCAGACCAAGUAUGUUGAGGCAAAAGAUAGCUUGAAUGUCCUAAACAAAAACAAUAAAGGAAAAGAACUCCUUGUGCCUCUUACCAGUUCUAUGUAUGUCCCUGGGACAUUAAAUGAUGUGGAACACGUUUUAGUGGAUGUGGGGACAGGAUACUAUGUUGAAAAGAACGUGGAAGACUCGAAGGCAUUCUUUAAGCGCAAAAUAGACUUCCUCACAAAGCAGAUAGAGAAAAUUCAGCCGGCCCUACAGGAAAAACAUGCCAUGAAACAAGCUGUAAUUGAAGUAAUGAACAUGAAGAUCCAGCAGUUACAACAGAGCCAACAAGCCUCGCAAAUGGGGACCACCAAGGCAUAAUAAGAACAGCUGUUUGAACUCCUUAUGAGCAGGAGGAUUUUUUUAGUUUGUGUUGAGAAAACAUGCUUCAAUCUGACGAGCACAAACCUUGUUUCAAAUAUAUUACAAGUAGCCUGUUGUUAUUGUAAAGCAGCCAUAUGCGCUUGGUCAAUUUUAAAUUAAAUUGGGUGUCCAGCAUGUUUGAUUAUUAAAGAGGUCACUGUGGAUUCAAUGAA
Pundamilia nyererei is the source of this 2062-nucleotide messenger RNA. It is a transcript of the gene pfdn5, whose product is annotated as prefoldin 5. Gene Ontology annotation, biological process: RNA polymerase III assembly; RNA polymerase I assembly; RNA polymerase II core complex assembly. NCBI's taxonomy places the organism in Eukaryota, Metazoa, Chordata, Actinopteri, Cichliformes, Cichlidae. Gene Ontology annotation, cellular component: prefoldin complex; cytoplasm. The coding region runs from base 201 to 1847 and encodes 548 amino acids. The record is from RefSeq and is a predicted model, not a curated record. The transcript is spliced from 10 exons.